Molecule: messenger RNA, 1650 nt
Organism: Erpetoichthys calabaricus (reedfish)
Lineage: Eukaryota; Metazoa; Chordata; Cladistia; Polypteriformes; Polypteridae
Product: myelin-associated glycoprotein-like
Exons: 4
Coding region: 298-1248 (316 amino acids)
Biological process (GO): cell-cell adhesion
Cellular component (GO): membrane
Source: RefSeq, a predicted model, not a curated record
UUGUCAGUUUUGUUUGAUAUUUUCUAACGCCUCCAUUGUUCAUCCACACAUUUUGUAUAUUUUUUCUUUUAAUUCUAAUGAACCUGCCAUUUUAUUACUUGUAUCUCUUUUCACUUUUCUUCAGGAUUAAGUGGCCAACAGGAUGUGCUCCAUUUUAUUGUGUUAAAACAUUUUUAGGCUGACUAUAAAUGAUAUCCACUGAAAAUACAACAAAGCUCAUUUGUCUCCUCUUCCUGUUCCCAUGAGGCUUUGACAACACAGAAGCUCUGAAGCGCCCCCUAUCUGCACAAGGGAAAAAUGCCUGAACUAGCAAGAGUGGGACCUCUCAUUUUAUGGCUUCUUCAAGGUGCACUUUGUAAAGACCCCUUGAUGUCACUGCCCCAGAAUAUUGAAGCUCUGGAUGGCUCCUGUGUGGUCAUUCCCUGCACAUUUAAACCUAUCGAAGCACUUGGGAGAGAUCAGAUUGGAGUGUGGAUAAGCAAUGAUCCAUGGAAGGGAAACAAGGUGUUCAGAAAAGACACAACAUAUGGCGUCUGGACAAAUGUCAGAGUGACAAUCGGUCAUGUAAGAGCGGGAAACUGCAGCACACGACUGGACAGAGUCGGACCUCAACAAGGAGGGACGUAUUACUUUAGGACUGAAGGAAAAUAUGAUUAUACAUUUGGACACAACAGUCUUAAAAUGACAGUUCAAGAUAAGCCACUGAUCACUCCAUUUGUCCCAGUAAAGGAGGGCGCAGUCACCAAUCUGUCCUGCUCUGCUCCUUCUUCUUGUCCCAGUGACCCCCCAGUCCUGACGUGGAGUGACACACUGAAAGGGGCAAAAACUGAGACGCCCCAGGAGGUAAACAGAAUCCAAGUGGUCCUGCGUUUCACUGCUUCCCACGUCCACCACAACAAGACGGUCACCUGCAUGGCAAGCAGUCGAGGACAACGCUGGAUCAACACCGUCACUCUGAACAUCACUUAUUCUCCAAGACGCACAUCGAUAUCUGGCCAUCGUAUUCACAACGUCACAGAAGGGGGCGCCGUGACACUGAGCUGCACCUCCAGUGCAAACCCCCCCAGCAGCUACACCUGGUAUCAUGUGACCGGGUCAUCUGUCACCCAAAGAGGAUCUGGGCAGAGUCUGCCCCUCCACAAUGUCACCCUCAGCGAUGGUGGGCUCUACUACUGUGAGGCGAGGAACAAACACGGAGGGGAGAACUCGACCGCGGUGACCAUCGAUGUGCAGCGUGAGUACCGCUGACCAACUGAACAUCGAUAACAGCUCAGCGUUCGGAAUUAUAUUCUAAGAUAUCCAAGAAGUAGCGACGGCAGUCGGAUGUGCUGCAGGUUUGAGUUCACAGCUCAGACCAACUCCAUGAUAGGGUAGAAAAAUGAAGUGAAUUUGAUCAAUUUCAAUUUUGUUACAGCUCUAAAUCAGACAUGGCUGUGACGCUAAUCUGCAUCCAGCCCUGCAUGUAGACCCUCAAACCUUCUGGGAAACACCUGGGGAUUGGUGGCAGAAUUGGCCCUCCAGCCACCAUAAAAAACCUCCCAGUGUUCCAUUCCAUCUGAACUCGUGUGGUGCUGAGGUGUCACCCAUCACAUGGCUGCAUUCGGGUCCUAAUCUGGGAUCCUGAGGUGGUUUGUCAUGUGGUGGGUGCGG